AUGGCGUCGCUUUUGCCUUUACUUGGGUGGGCUGUUCUUCCCAAGUAUGCCACAUCCUUUCUUCUAAGUGUCUACUAUGGUAUAACCAUACGUGCUGGUGAACCCAAGCCACUCCCUCAGACGCCUCGGUAUGAGCGCCAUCGCCGUCGCAUCUUCAUCUUUGUGAUCACCAGCUACCUUCUCUAUACGCUCUAUGAGACUUUCCACCAAGUACAGCUUGCAGGAGACUACUACCAAGCCCUGGGUGUGUCACCGUUUGCCGAUCUGCGCACGAUCAAGGCGCGCUUCCGCCGACUUGCUAUUCAGUAUCACCCUGAUAAAGUCGGACACGACAACGGCGAUGCUUACUUUGUGCACCUUCGACAGGCCCAGGAGACCCUGGUGGAUCCAGUGAAGCGGUUUGCAUAUGAUCGCUUCGGCACAGAUAUGCUCGGAUGGGGCGAGCAGGAGACCAUGUACGAUUUCCUGACAACUUCUUUGAUCAAAUCGAUCCUGCCGCAGUAUAUCAGCGGCUUUGUCACGACGAUCGUGCUAAACCGGCUAUGGUGGACGAAAUGGGGUCGCUUCUGGCGCCUCUUUACGUUCGGUGCGAUGCUGACGCUCGAGCUGGGUGUGAUUACGCAUCCCCAGGCUGUAUUCAUGCCUAUUGCUUACCUUCCAGCUGCGCUACAAGCAUGGCUCCCUAAACAUUCAUAUUACCUACUUCCCUUCCAAAUCCUGACACUCGCACGCCGUGCUUCCAUCAUCCUGCACAUUUUCAUCUUGCAAUCAGCACCACCUUCUUCCAACGAGAAGGGGAGCGGCGAUAAGAUCUCGCCGCAGACUAUGCAGCGAGUUGGCCAGUUAGUUCAGUUGACGCGCACGACAGAUCUCGAGGCGACGCGAAUGCUGCAACUGGGCCUGGCGCCUUUCCGCGGUGACCGUGAGAGUGCAUCGUCACUCCGACGUGGCAUGAGAGAAGGGCUGAUCCUCGGCGGAGUGCGGUCUAGUCCUGAGGUGCAACGAGCUGUGGCACAGGUGGUUGAACGACGCAAGGCUGGGAGUGACAGUAUGUAA
Penicillium paradoxum is the source of this 1056-nucleotide messenger RNA. RefSeq names its product J domain-containing protein. Bases 1 to 1056 code for a protein of 351 amino acids. The transcript is spliced from 3 exons. Gene Ontology annotation, cellular component: endoplasmic reticulum. The record is from RefSeq and is a predicted model, not a curated record. Gene Ontology annotation, molecular function: protein-folding chaperone binding; misfolded protein binding. NCBI's taxonomy places the organism in Eukaryota, Fungi, Ascomycota, Eurotiomycetes, Eurotiales, Aspergillaceae.